GGAACCAGCCGGGCUUGAUUAUAUGCUCUGGCUCCUCCUGAUCUUAGUUUAUAAAACGUAUUUAAUGUGAAUCUGUGAGAUUUAAAAGAGUAGAUCAGACUCUCCUUAAUAAACCACCUAAUCUGAUUCAAACACACCGAUUCAUUUUCCUUCACACGAUUAUGAUCUGCUGACAUCAGCAUUUCUAACAGACCCGAAACCUCAAACAGCAAACAAAGAGAUGUACAGAGAUAAGAGGCGGGGAGAGAGAGAGAGAGAGAGAGAGAGAGAGAGACACAGAGCUCAUUGAGUUGUUGAAGGAGCUGGAGGACGGAGCUGUGGGUUAAAGCUCUUUUAUCUCAACACCAGUGAGUCUUUCAACAGUUUCACUGCAUGAUUUUCUGAAUGAGUUUAUGAUUAAAGAAACAUCAUUUUAAUCUCAAUAUACACAUGAACGGAUUUGGACAGAAUUCUUGAGGAUUUUGCGAUGAGAUCCUGUGUGAGGACGUGUCUCUCUCUCUCUCUCUCUCUCUUUCUCUCUCUCUCUCUCUCUCUCUUUCUCUCUCUCUCUCUCUCUAAACCUUAACAACUGCCUAGCUUACUAUUACAGUUUUUCUCAAUUGCUAAAACACUAAACCCUAUUGUCUGAACCAAAUCCUCAGUUGCCUGAACCCUUUUGGCAAAACCAUAAGCACUUUUCACCUGUUUAGACACAACUUGCUAACACAUUUUCAUUGUGAUGCACCCGUGCUGCAUAAUGGUGAGCACAGGUGACAAAAGUCAAACACAAUUAAAGCACAGGUGUCACCACUUGAACACAACAACUCACAAUUGAUCACACUUGUGGCUAAUGAUGUGAGGAAACAUAUACAGUAAGCCAGUUCAGAGAGCACUGGUUUGUGAGGCCCUACAAUGGAUAGAAAUCUGAGAGGAAGAGUUUGUGUGAGAGGAGGUCGAGGAGGUCGAGGAGGUCGAGGAGAUCGAGGUGGUUGAGGAGGUCGAGGAGAUCGAGGAGGUCGAGGAGAUCGAGGAGAUCGAGGAGGUCGAGGAGGUCGAGGAGGUCGAGGAGAUCGAGGUGGUUGAGGAGGUCGAGGAGAUCGAGGAGGUCGAGGAGAUCGAGGAGGUCGAGGUGGUCAAGGUGGUCGAGGAGUUUGAGGUGGUCAGCGAAGACAAAGAACAGUAAUAUCUGAUGAAAUCAGAGCUACUGUGAUUGAACAUGUUCUUGUCCAUGGGAUGAGCAUGAGGGAGGCUGGACAAAGGGUACAACCAAACAUAAGUAGAUUCACUGUGUCCACCAUAAUCCGAAGAUUUAGAGAAGAGAACAGAAUUGAAAGACUGCCACAUGGGGGUGGGAGGACAGAGGGUUUUUCAACUGGAUGCAAUGGAAAGACUCAUGAAUACAUGUACAUGGAUGAAGCUGGGUUUAAUCUCACCAAAAGGAGAAGGAGAGGCCGUAAUGUGAUUGGCCAUCGGGCCAUUGUUGGCGUUCCUGGGCAGCGUGGUGGCAAUGUCACGUUACGCAUUUUGACCUCAAAGUACGCUGGUGCCAUGAUGUCUUCUGUGCUGCUGUCUGCCCUGCUGCUUUUGCCCACUGUCACCUCUGUCUCUGCCCCCUAUAGACCCUCGCACAAAUAUUGCCCCAGGUGCUGUGAUCACCUGGACCCGCCCCUUAACCCCGCUCCCAUCCUUCAGCCAAUCCUACUCCUGACUAUCCUCAAAGGGGAGAAAAGAGACCGCGGUGAGAGAGGAACACCCGGUAAACCCGGAGGCGACGGACCCUCAGGACUCAGAGGUGAGACGGGACUCACGGGCAGUGGAGGUGAACGCGGAGCUCCUGGAGACCUCUGCAAAAUCCAGCAGUCGUCAUUCUUCGUGGGCCGACGUAAAGCUGUGCACAGCGCCGAUUAUUACCAGACCCUGAUCUUUGACACCGUCUUUGUGAACCUGGAGCAACACUUCAACAUGUUUAAAGGAAAGUUCUACUGUUUCGUUCCAGGAGUUUACUUCUUUAACGUCAACAUUCACUCGUGGAACUUUAAAGAGACGUACCUUCAUCUGAUGCACAACGAGCACGAGCAGGUGAUUCUGUACGCGCUCAUGCUGUCAUUACAGCUCAAUGAUGAGGUGUAGGUGACACUUCGGUAGAGAGAUAGCGCCAUCUACAGCGAUAACACCGACACUUACAUCACAUUCAACGGACACCUGGUGGCUCCUCAAGUCGCGAAGUGAGAAAUCUCAUAAUGAAGUCGCUUGAGCUGCUUAUCACGCGACAGAUUUCAGUCCUGGAUUUCUCUUCAUUUCAGACACGAUUACACUUUUUUUACAGACACUAGGACUCAUUUCUCAAUACUUAGGUGACUUUUGCAAAACUCUUCACACAGUGAGCACAACAGAAGUCUAUGUGGGCUAAACUGAGGAUCAAUUAUCAUUGCUUUGGCACAAAAUGCAUUCAAUGACUACAUCUCUCAAAUGUCAUGAAUUCUUUUCUCGUUCAGACACAACAACUGCCAAAAGUUUUUGUACGUACACGUCAAUUUACACAUGUUUACAUACUGUUUUAAAAACUGUUAAACUUAUGUUCAAAACAAUAACAUAAUACAAAACUGAAUAAGACAGCAAUUUGCUACAUUCCUACAGUAAUAUUUUAAUGAAAUAUAUUUUAAAUCUUUAAAUUAAAUGCUAUAAAAACAAUUGGACAAUAAGACCAGCCACAGCUGAUUCUCAUUGUAGAUGAACAUCUACACAGGUGUUACUCUUUCAAUUUCAUUACAAAAGGAGACAACUGCUGAAUAGUUUUGUAUUGUGAUGUAAACAUGGACUCAGCCAGAAAUAGAGAAGUGUCUGAAAGAGGAAGAAGAGUGGCUGGGAGGGGGCGAAGAAUACGCAUGCAUGGUGGAAGAAGAAUAAGAGGAAGAUCAAGAGCUGUAGUCUCAGAUGAGAUCAGAGCUACUGUAAUUGAUCAUGUAGUAAAUCAUGGUCUCUCAAUGAGAGAAGCUGGUAAGAGAGUGCAGCCAAAUCUGCAACGCUCUACAGUGACAUCUAUUGUUAGAGUUCUCCGGCAAACCAACAGGUAACUUGUAUUCUGCAAGGGCAUUUGACUGAGUUGCACAUUACAGAAGGUGUAUUGCCCUAGAUGACAUAAGAUGUGAUGUGGAUGAGAACCUGUGGCCAAAUGGAGAAGACCGAGUAGAUUAGCAUUACUAUUGUAUCUGUAUCAGUGGAUGGUGUGCAUACAAAUUCUUGUAUUUUGGAAUUACUCAGUGCAAAAACAAAAAAAAUAAUAAACGACAUAAAAUAUUGACGAAUUCUGCAUCAUGUCUGAUUCAUUCCAGUAACAUAUAUUGCAGUGAAAUGUAACCAGAGGUGUGGCCUUGUUAUACACAAGAAAACAUUGUAUAAUGCUACAUGUUGUUAGUGUUUUUUAGGUCAUUGUUUUGUGGGUGAGAAAGUGUGUUUGUCGGCUGUUAACCUUUGCUAGUGUUCUGGAAGAACGAGUUGAUUUGAGACCUGAAUAAAGUGUUUUGGUAGUUGUAGAGCAUUUUGAAUGUGAAAGGAACUGCUUUGCCAAGCUGAAAGUUGGUUAGGAGAACUGUGGGAAGAGUUUUGCAAAGUGACCUAAGUAUUGAGAAAUGUGUCCUAGCGUCUGUAAAAAACUGUAACAGUUUUAUCAUUUCAAACAUAGUUUUAUGCCAGGUGAACACAAAAACCAAAAACCCACGUUACCUGAAUAUGAGUUGAUGCUGUCGCCUAGAUGUCUGUUUCUCAGCCCUUUUAGAACAUUAUAAGAAAAACAUAAAUUUACUCAGAUCUUUUUGAGACGGUGUUUCACUUUGGAUAAAAGCGUCGGCUAACAAUUACAUGAAGUUCAGACUGCAGAAUCACCAAAUGUUGUAAAUGUGAAUCUGUCAGUGAUCGUCUUGUGAAAACACACAUGAUGAAAACAACAUAAAAUGAAAGAUUUUACUCUUGAGUUCAUCAGAUGUUGAUGUGAUUCAGUAUUCAAUAAUAACUGGUGAUGUCAUUAUAUAAGCAGGUGCUGAUCAUCUUAUGUUGAUAUUUGAAGAGUUUGGUUCCUAUAUGAGACGACUCAAAAAUCACGUUUUUUAUUUCGCAUUCCAAUUAAUUUCAAUCAAACUGCAGUCAGUUUGCUUUGAUUUAAGACAUAAUCGCUCGAAAAAUACAGCUAACUAAAACUAUAAAACACAAUAAAAACAUGGUUAUAUUAUAAAAAAUCGAACCUAACUUUUCAUAUGUACAUAAUUCUUCUGUUGUGUGUUUAUAUUUUUGUCCAUUGAAUUCAGAUACAAAAUGGCUAAGAAAUGACUUGUUUUCAUUUAGUGUGUAUUUUACGUACACAAGAUCUGUACGUUGUCAUUUGUACAGACUAGAUCCGCAGUAAGCACGCGCACAGACACACACUGCCCUCUAGUGCGCGCGCACAUCCACACAGCUCAUUAGUGAGAGCUCAUUAACACACACGUGAACUGCAUCAUGUCUUUGUGUUGUGAUGUAUUCUCACAAACACACAAUGAUUUCAUGUAACGUCAGU
Messenger RNA from Triplophysa dalaica, 4528 nucleotides. It is a transcript of the gene c1qtnf6b, whose product is annotated as C1q and TNF related 6b. The record is from RefSeq and is a predicted model, not a curated record. Gene Ontology annotation, molecular function: protein binding. NCBI's taxonomy places the organism in Eukaryota, Metazoa, Chordata, Actinopteri, Cypriniformes, Nemacheilidae.